Colletotrichum aenigma is the source of this 1179-nucleotide messenger RNA. It is a transcript of the gene DUS4L, whose product is annotated as tRNA-dihydrouridine(20a/20b) synthase [NAD(P)+]-like. Gene Ontology annotation, molecular function: flavin adenine dinucleotide binding; tRNA dihydrouridine synthase activity. The transcript is spliced from 4 exons. The record is from RefSeq and is a predicted model, not a curated record. Gene Ontology annotation, biological process: tRNA processing. Lineage: Eukaryota; Fungi; Ascomycota; Sordariomycetes; Glomerellales; Glomerellaceae. The coding region runs from base 1 to 1179 and encodes 392 amino acids.
AUGGCGGCAGAAUUAUACGAUGGGACGAUUUCCGAUAGGAUACAUCCUCUCAAAAUCUUCGAUGCAGCCAAGAGCCAGGAAAGGUUUCUCAAUGUCUCUGCGCCCAUGGUGAGAUACAGCAAGCUUGCCUUUCGCCAAACGGUUCACGAAUAUGGAACCGACCUGUGCUGGACGCCCAUGAUCCUGUCCAAGGAGUUCAACCGCAACAACUUUGCGCGCGACAGCGACCUCACAAUCUCAACCCAGGGCGUCCAGCCCCCCACGAUAGUCCAGUUCGGCUCAAACAGCCCCAUAGAGCUCGCCCGCUCAUCGUCCCUAGCCGCCCCCUAUGUGAACGGCGUCGACCUCAACUGCGGCUGCCCCCAGUCCUGGGCCUGCGCCGAGACUCUCGGUGCCGCGCUCAUGGAGAAGCGCGAGCUUGUCCGUGACAUGGUCAUCGAGACGCGACAGCGUCUGGCGAACGACGGCUGGCACGUAGGCAAGGAGCGUGAUAUCGACAGUCCCAAGGGGCGCAGUGUCAGCGUCAAGAUCAGGGUCCACAAGGACUUGAGGAGGACGAUGGACUUCAUCGACACCGUCAUCGGCAACCCCCACGAUCGCAACAUCGACUUCCUAACCAUCCAUCCCCGUACGCGCCACACGGCCUCCAGCACCCCUAUCAACACGGAGUCGCUAGGUAUCCUGCUGGAAAAGUAUGGAGACACCCUCCCGAUCCUUCUCUCUGGCGAUGUCUUUUCCAUGGCUACACUGCCGCUAUCUACCGUUUCAAAGACAGUAUCGGAACCAGAUGGACAGAUUACCAACGGCCUCACACCUUUCACUCCAAGCGGAACCAAACUCGCGGGUCUCAUGUCCGCCCGUGGCAUCCUCGCCAACCCGGCCAUAUAUGCGGGUUACGAAGCCUGCCCCUGGGAGGCCGUCGAGUCCUUCAUGCGUCAUGUCAUCCGUGCCCCUAUUCCCGUGAAGCUGGUGCAGCAUCAUCUCCACGAGAUGGUCGGCCCAGGCAUGGGUCCAGACAAGAAAGCGCUGCUUGACAAGCAGGAGAGGGCUGCGCUGCAAAGACUGGAUAGCAUGAUAGACGUGAUAGACUUCAUGGACGAGGCAAUCAACCGCAAGACGGGUAGGGCAGACGGGCUGCGACGUGAACCCGUAGACAGUUCAAAAUUAUCUAUACCAUGA